AUGCGUAUUUUUUAUCUUGAUCGAGAAGAACGACUUGUUGACGAUUCAACAGAGGUGAGAAAAAAUAAAUCAAUAAUACAUGACGUCAGUGAUACUCACAUUAUUACUGCUGUAAGCUUCGGCAUUGAUGUUGUUAUUAUUCUGCAACUGCCAUCCGCAGAGAAUACUGCCGGAAAAAUCGAUGCUGCUCUUUGGAAAAUUCGAACUCGAUUGAUGAACCCGAACGAGAAUCCUGACUUUACUACAGAUGAUGCAGAUGUUCUAAAAAAAAUUAUCGAAACCAAAGUGUAUUCAAAUGUAACUGAAUUAACGAAAAUGACUUCUCUUCUCGAAGUUUGUCAGUUUAUAGAUGGAUCCAAACAAAAACGUGACACAUACCGCCCCGUAGAAUACACUCUACGACCCAUGGAAUGGUUAUUUGCUGAAGCUAAUAAAUCAUGUCCAUCAUACACUCCAUUAGACGACAACGACAAGUUAGAACAACAUUUAAUAGAAAUUUUAAACUAUUACAAGAAAGUGAAAUAUUUGCUUGAUAGUUGUACUACUAGAGUGCUGCCGAACAAUGUCAAAGAUUCACUGGUAGAAGCAGAAAAAGAAUGGCACAACUUACAGGAAGUCUAUGAAAAUGAAAUUAAACGAUUAGCAACGCUAGUUUUGGAUAUUCACAGUGGACAGAAGAAUGCUUCUGAGAUUGAUGAAGCACUUAAACACAAGGAUCAAACAGCAUUCAAAGAGAAUAUUCGAGAACUCUUGAAGAAAAUACCAGUUAUAGAAAAAGAAACUCAAUUGACCAAUAGUGCGCCACAAGAACAGCCCAAAUACAGCGAACUUUUAGAACCUCAAACAAAUCCGAAUGAUCAUGGACAGACAUUGACAUAUAAACCAACUAUGGAGAACCAACCAAACAAAACGAUUUGUGCUAAUGAUAAUUCGUUCAACAAAAAUCAAUCAAUAAUAUUGACUGAACAAGAAAACGAAAGAAACGGAAACAGCCAAUAUUCAUCCUCACUGCCUACAAAAACACAAGCUUCUAAUGCAUCUAGAGCAUCAUUAUCUGCGUCGUCAACAAAUGAGAUUAUUAACAUUCUUCUUGUUGGUGAAAGCGGUGUAGGAAAAUCGACAUUUAUUAAUGCAUUUGUCAAUUAUCUUACAUUCAAAACAUUCAAUGAAGCUGAACAGGGUAAACCUGUUGUACUUAUACCUGUGUCAUUUCUCAUGACAGUUGGUAAAGAUUUCGAAGAGCACACAGUAAAAUUUGGUAAUUCGGAUAGUUAUAACAAUGAAGAUUUUGAUCAUCCAGGUCAAUCAGUAACACAACACUGUAAAUCCUAUAUAUUUCAUCUUAAUGAUAUUAAUAAAAAAAAAUUACGCAUUAUUGAUACGCCCGGUUUUGGUGAUACGCGUGGUUCUGAUCAAGAUGAUGCCAAUAUGCAACAUAUUUUAGAAUACAUCAAUGAAUUGACACAUUUGAAUGCUAUAUGUUUCCUUCUUAAGCCAAAUACAUCACAAAUUAAUAGUUUUUUCGUAACAUGUCUCACUCAGCUGUUGGAUCUUCUCGGCUCAAAUGCACGUCAAAACAUUGUCUUUUGUUUUACUAAUGCACGAUCAACGUUUUAUACUCCAGGCGAUACAGCUCCACUACUCAAAUCCAUACUACAAUCAUUUUCACUCAAUGACAUUUCAUUUAAAAAACAGAAUACAUUCUGCUUUGAUAAUGAAUCAUUACGAUAUUUGGUUGCUCGACAAAAUGGUAUUCAGUUCAAUGAUGAGCAACACAAUGAAUAUGAAAAUAGUUGGUCGAAUUCCGUUACAGAAUCAAAUCGUCUUCUUGAUUAUGUAUAUAAAGAAUUGAGUGUUCAUGUGUUAAAAGGUGAAGCGCAAUCAAUCAAACAAACUCAAUUCAAAAUUAGUCAUAUGAUCCGACCAAUGUUAGAAGCAAUGCGAAAUAUUCUUCGAAAUUCAAUUAUAUGGAACAUGGACGCGCCGAAAAAAUCGAUCGAACUGAAUCCGAUUGUUCUUUAUCGUUCAGCUGCCGUUUGUUAUACAUGCCAACGUGACGUUGUCCAAUUAGGUAAAUUCUGGGUUGUAAGGGAUUUUCCACAUGAAAUCCGAAACACUUGUUACUCUUGUACAUGUGCUUUCGAUCAACAUAUUAGAAUUGAUUAUAAACUUAACUACACAUAUGCGGACAGAUGUUCAAAUUAUAGUCGAGAUGAAAUAAAGAAAAACUUAGAUCUAUUACUUCAUGGAAGUGUUGAAUUUGCUUAUUUUCUUAUGAAUGUUGCUCGUUCGUCGAAAGAUGAUCCAUUUUUGAUUGGGAUAGUAUACAUGAUAGGUGAGGAAAAUGAUCUCUGUGGAAGUCAAAUGCUGCAUGACAUGAAUUCGGAAUUAGUGGGAAAACUCACAGAACUCAUGGUUAAAUAUCAACAAUGUAUAGAGACGAUGAAGCCAAAUCAAGAGAUCAGCAAACUAAAUGACAUCUAUACAUGGAUUCUAGCAAUUCACGAAAAUCCUAUGGUUCACGUGCAAAUGGCUGCUGUUGAAAAAAGUCGACAGAUCAUAAUGAAACAAUACGAAUAUGAAUUUUUCAAUGAUUCGACAAACGCAAAAAUUUCUUGA
Messenger RNA from Rotaria sp. Silwood2, 2619 nucleotides. The record is from the annotation of a GenBank genome assembly. Lineage: Eukaryota; Metazoa; Rotifera; Eurotatoria; Philodinida; Philodinidae.